This is a messenger RNA of Cyphellophora europaea CBS 101466, 1611 nucleotides long. RefSeq lists its product as uncharacterized. Gene Ontology annotation, molecular function: iron ion binding; heme binding; oxidoreductase activity, acting on paired donors, with incorporation or reduction of molecular oxygen, reduced flavin or flavoprotein as one donor, and incorporation of one atom of oxygen. The transcript has a single exon. The coding region runs from base 1 to 1611 and encodes 536 amino acids. The record is from RefSeq and is a predicted model, not a curated record. Lineage: Eukaryota; Fungi; Ascomycota; Eurotiomycetes; Chaetothyriales; Cyphellophoraceae.
AUGUAUUCAUAUUUGGCCCUUGUCGGCCUACUCGUUCUAGGCUUGCUCACGAAGCGCCUGUUGACACAUCUUCGUCAUCAGCGCCUAGCUCGAGAAGCCGGAUGCAAACCCGCGCCACGAAGAGCGCAUCGUCUACCCUUCGGAAUUGACCUUAUCAGAGAGUUGAUGACAGCCGAUGCUGUGGAUGAAGUCCCCAUUCAUUUCGAACGAUUGACCGACAAAAUGGCGCCAGCCCACACCUGGGAGCAACACCUUCUCGGAAGGAUGAAUUUUAUGACGGUCGAGCCGGCGAACAUCAAGGCUAUUCUCGCGACCCAGUUCAAAGAUUUCUCUCUCGGCCCACAGCGCAAAGGGAGUUUGGCUCCAAUGUUUGCCCAUGGUAUUUUCAGUGAUGAUGGAGAACGAUGGGAGCGAUCCCGAGCGCUGAUCCGUCCUUCAUUUGCGCGAGACCAGCUGGCCAACGUCGAAGUACUGGAAGUCCACGUACAGAACUUGAUGCGUGCCAUCAAUGCCAACCUCGAGGCCUCGGGCUGGACUGGCAAUGUCAAUCUUGUACCCUUGUUCUUCCGCCUCACCCUCGACAGCAGCACGGAGACGCUGUUCGGACAGUCCGUCAAUUCACAACUGUCGGCCUUGACAUCACAUCAAGACGCCUCGGCGCUUUCCGCCGAAGACCUGCAGUGGCAGAACUUUGGCCCUGCCUUCGAUGGAGCAACUGAAGAGGUGACCAAACGGUUCCGGCUGAACUCCAUGUACUGGCUGCACGACACCAAGGCUCUCCGCGACCAAUGCGCCGAAGUCCACCGUUUCGCCGACCAUUUCGUCCGACUGGCUCUGCAACCCGCCAGCGAGAAGGAUCCCGAGAGAGGCGAACAGAAGCAGCCCUACGUGUUCCUGCACGAACUCGCCAAGUCGACGCAAGACCCCACCGAACUGCGCGACCAACUCCUCAACGUCCUCCUCGCCGGCCGCGACACCACCGCCAACCUCCUCAGCUUCACCUUCUACCAACUCGCGCGCCACCCGACCGUCCUCAGCAAGCUCCGCAAAUCCAUCCUCUCCGACUUCGGCACCUACACCAACCCGCACACCCUCGACUUCACCACCCUCAAAGCUUGCACCUACCUACAACACGUCCUCAACGAAUCCCUCCGCCUCCACCCCGCCGUCCCGAUCAACAGCCGCCGCGCCGUCAAAGACACCACCCUCCCCCUGGGCGGCGGUCCGGACUUCUCCUCCCCGAUCUUCAUCCCCAAAGGCACCGAGGUCGGCUACAGCGUGCACGCCAUGCAGCGACGCACCGACCUGUGGGGUGCCGACGCCCACGACUUCAACCCGGAGAGGUGGGUGGGCCGCAAAGCCGGCUGGGAGUUUUUGCCCUUCAACGGCGGGCCGCGCAUCUGUUUGGGCCAGCAGGCCGCGCUGACGACCGCCGGGUACACGACGGUCAGGCUGCUGCAAAGGUUCGAUCAGUUGGCGGAUCUGGUGCCGCAUAAUUUGGAGACGGGGCGGGAGAGGUAUUGGUGCGCGCUGACCGAUGCGCCCGUGCAUGUUAAUGUGAGAAUUCAUGAGGCGGCGGCGGCGGCAGCGACGGCGGCAGCAACGGCGUGA